AUGGCAAGCAAAAUUAUGGCGGUGUCGGGGGAAGCGGAGAAAAGUUUGGUGCGUCCAAUGAAGCCGCUAGACGGAGGGCAAGUUUCCGUCCAGGAAGAACACACUUCAAAUCGCAUGCUAGUCUCACAGACACCAUUUAGCUCUACAACUGAAACGACGGCAACCUACAUAGCUAAUCAAUGGCAUCUAACAGUUAAUCUAUCUCACCAAGUAGAAAUCAUAACCACAACAAUGCAGAUCGUCGCAACACAACAAACAGAGAUACUUGUUUCUCAGCAACAAUUUGUUCCACAUAGUUCAAGCACCAGGACCUAG
This is a messenger RNA of Lactuca saligna, 315 nucleotides long. NCBI's taxonomy places the organism in Eukaryota, Viridiplantae, Streptophyta, Magnoliopsida, Asterales, Asteraceae. The record is from the annotation of a GenBank genome assembly.